Porites lobata is the source of this 630-nucleotide messenger RNA. NCBI's taxonomy places the organism in Eukaryota, Metazoa, Cnidaria, Anthozoa, Scleractinia, Poritidae. The record is from the annotation of a GenBank genome assembly.
CAAUUUUCUGUCCCGUGGAAAUCAAGUGACCUUGUUCUGAAAGUCGCAGACAGGAAAUUUCAUGUCCAUCGGGCUGUUUUGAUCCUCUGUUCGCCAGUCUUCGAGACCAUGUUGUCUUCGGAUUUCAAAGAGAAAAGUGCCAAAGAAAUAUCACUUCCGGGCAAAGAUGCAACGGAAAUAGAACAAAUGCUUCAAGGUAUUUACCCCGAUCAAGAUCUCUUUAUCUCAAAGGAAAACUGUCUCGCCCUUUUGAAGCUUUCGACUGAAUACCAAAUCGAUCGACUGAAUGCCCGCUGCCAGGAAUACUUAGGCCACUGGUGCGCAGAUUAUGACAACAUGACACCUACGAUGACUGUAAACGAAGCAUUGGAAGUGAUAAUUGUGAGUCAAAGAUUUUUUGUUGAAGAAUACAUAGUUGAAAAGUGUGUGCAUAAGUUUGUGGAGGAUAAAAAUCAGACGUGGGAGGAAAUGCAGCAACAUAUCCGUUACUCUGAGUUAGAGCCUGCUUCAGUUAAGCAGCUUACAGAGGAAAGAGUUAAAUACUUGGAGAAAGUGUUGAAAAUUGGACGCAAACCUUUUGGCUCGUGCGUGACUCCCGGAUUCAAUAAAAAUAACUACUUUAGAGUGUGA